AUGCGCGUGGGCCCUGCGUCAGGGGCGCCGCCGCCUGAGGGGUCGCGCAUGAGCCAGCAGCGCAGCAACUACUCGGACACGGCGGCGGCGAUCAUUGGGGGCCUCAACGCGGAGGGGUCCAGCGCGAUGGAAAAGGAUUUCACUCCGAUUUAUGGCAAGCUGUUGAAAUUUAAACAGGACCUCUUGGGCAACGCUGCCAUCGUCGCAGCAGCGGCUUCCGCCUCAAAGGGCGGCGCGGAGAAGCGAGGGCCAUCGUCGAUCGAGAAGGCCGAAGGUCUAAUCGAAGCAGUUUCGCAUGGCAAGAAGUUGAUGCGACCGUUUAAGGAGUGCAAGAAGAGCAACAAGGGACAUCAUCUCGACAGCAUGUUGGAACACGUGCAGGUCGUCGCGAAGUAUUUCCAGGACGAUGGCGUCGAGCUGGGCCCAUGGAUCGGUAGCUGCCUCGCGCGGGCCACGUUCCGUAACGCAUCCAAAGAGGGCGAUCCCAUCACGGCGUCGGAGCGUUUAUCGGUGCAGAAUUUGUCCUGCGCCGCCCCGUCGAAGUGCAACUUCUUGUCGCCAGCCCAGGUGGUCAUCGAUUGCCUCGCGACCAAGAUCUUCAGCAUGCUCUCCGAGAGUGUCCACGCGGGCUUGGCCGAGUCCACGGAGGCUUGGGCGAGGGCGAAAGGUCAUGUGUGCGAGGUUGCCAUUGCGUACGCUCAGUUUAUCAACAACAGCGCCGGCACCUUCAGUGGUCUGGACAUCGCCAGGGGGGCGUUCGAUGCUCUCCGUUGCAUUUGCAAGGCGGCGCUGAAGUUGGAGGGCGUCUCACCGGGUGACUUGAGCAGGGCGGUCGGCAUCGUCGAUUCAGAGGUGAUCGCCGUGAGGUUCCACGAGGGCUUCAAGCAUGGAGUCGGGGCUGGCAUUAUGGCUGACGCCAAGGAACUCCUCGUCGAGGGGGAGCUUGACGAGCAGUGCGUCGAUGAUCUCAUGAGCGCUGCGGAGAGCACGUUGGCGGUGGGCUUCGACGAGAACAUAGGCGAGGGGUCUUUGGUCGUUGACGGGACGGGGGCUCUGUUGGACAAUUGCCCCGAAGACUUCAUCAGGAUCAUGGAUGAAACCAUGCGGCAAGCCUCCAGUGCUUUGUCGCAGAUAUCCCAUUUCAAGUUGACAUGCGAGGCGGAGGUCGUUGUGAACGUCAUCGCGUGGCUGGGGGAGGCCCUCGCCCUUCGCGGCGGCUACCGCUCGCACCACGCAGCGGUGAAGCUCCGCGCCGCCCGCGAGGCAUGGGGGGAAAAGGGGCUCGCGCAACUGGACGGGGAGAGGUGGCCUCCUGCGGGUUUACCCGCGGGCGCCUUGUCCGAUCAGUCCUUCAAAGAGAACCCCCUGGCGAAGUUGUGCGUUCGCAUCGCGAAGUUCUGCGACGUGGCCUUCAAGAACAUCAUCAAGUGGAUUCCAGAUGGGUCACGGGAGGCGCGGGAACGGCUGGCCGAGGAGGCGCAGAGGGUGGAGACGAACAUCAACGUUCGCAGGGCGUUGUGGGAGGAGUCCCCUUUGCUCUCGACGCUCGUGCACGCGCCGUGGCGUGGCGGGCAAGACUUCGCAGCUAUGGACAUGGGGGUGACUUCCGGCGAGGGCACCCUCGCCACCCUCAUCAAGAUCGCGGAGGUCAGGAAUGACAUCGCGGAGUGCACAGAGAGUGGCUACGUCAUCGAGAAGGUCGUCAUCGACAAGGUGCCUGGCCUGGAGAGCUCGCUGCCGUUCAGCUGCAAGCAGUCGACAGGUGCAUUUUCCAAGCAGUGGCUCAAGGGCGAGUCCACGAACCUUCUUUUGGAAAAGUACUUGUUCAGCAACGUAGAGAAAAUGGUCAGUUCGACAAUGCACCAGUACGAUUCUCUUUUCAAGAAGGCUCGCACUACCACAGGCUGGACCCAUGCCAUUUACAGAAAGGGCGAGGGCGCUCUGGACAUGAUGGGUUCACUUGUCGGGAAAGCUGUUAUCCAGAGCACAGCUGAGUCCGUUGACUUGCUGGAACUCGCCUCGGAGACGCCCGUGGCCGACUUGCCGUUGACUUUCAAGUUCGCCAACCGCGUGGCUUUGAACAGCAUGACAGAAGUGAUUUCCCCUUGCCCACAGGAGCGGCGUCUUUCCUCGUCGAUCGAUUUGAGCGGCAAGCCCUUGAAGCCUAUGGCCCUGAUGGUCACCUUGGAGAUGUUGGACCACGUCGGUUGCACGGUUCAGGUCGCCAGCGUUCUCGCGCACAAACUCCAGACGCCCGGCUCCGUCGUCGUCAAAGUCAGCGCCUGCCAGGACACGGGGGGCGACAAGUUUGUCGUCUCGCCAUGGGUUAACGAGUGCGCGCAGUGGUUGUUUGACGGAGGCGGCGUGAAUUGGGCCCAAGUCAAGAACAGGGUCAGCCAGAUGGCCGCGGACGUCAAUAUGAAAUAUUCCGUCAGUGAGCUGGAGUCGAUCGUCAUGUUCGCGGCCACCGUCGUCGCACCGCUCGCGAGGGAGAGGGCCCUCGACGCGUGCCUCGCGAAGCUGAAAGGUAUCGGCGAGGAGCUGAAGGGGAAGACGCCGCAGUACAGCCACAUCCUAACCGGGACGCGCUACAACGCGAGCCCGGCCAAAAAACAGCUGACCAACGAGACCACGUUGCAAAGCGUGGGGGCGCUGAUCGACAUGGCGGAAGAGUACAGCUCCGACAUCAACAAGCAGUUCGGCAUCACGGAGGAGGGUGUGAAUGACCACCCCGUCCUGGUCGAGGUGGACGGCGUUGUCGAUGCCGCCAAGACCGCCAUGUGCGUAUGCGCGGCCGUGAACACGGUCGAACAUUUCUCCAAGUCCGCAGACGGGCCGAAGAUGGCGCAGGACAUCCUGGACAACAAGGAGGCAAUCGCGAGCGUCCCUGGGGUCCUCAAGACCAAGCUCGGAGCUCUCGCCAAAACGUCUUGA
Prorocentrum cordatum is the source of this 2934-nucleotide messenger RNA. Lineage: Eukaryota; Dinophyceae; Prorocentrales; Prorocentraceae. The record is from the annotation of a GenBank genome assembly.